Leptinotarsa decemlineata (Colorado potato beetle) is the source of this 512-nucleotide messenger RNA. It is a transcript of the gene Pcmt, whose product is annotated as Protein-L-isoaspartate (D-aspartate) O-methyltransferase. The record is from RefSeq and is a predicted model, not a curated record. Lineage: Eukaryota; Metazoa; Arthropoda; Insecta; Coleoptera; Chrysomelidae. Gene Ontology annotation, cellular component: cytoplasm. Gene Ontology annotation, molecular function: protein-L-isoaspartate (D-aspartate) O-methyltransferase activity. Gene Ontology annotation, biological process: protein modification process.
AGAGAACUCGGUGUAGUCUUUGAUUGAUUCAAAGGUCAAAUGUAACUUUUCUUGGAAUAAUGUGUUAUAUGCACAAACCACUUACCCUAAAGUAGUUUGUGUUACAUUUGUUUCUAUUAGCAACAACAGUACUGGUCCAUUGUCAGAAUUUAAAAAAUUGAGGUGUUUUAAUAAUUCAAAAUAAUAUAAUUUUGGAUUGGGAUGGCUUGGAGAUCUCACGGCAAAAAUAAUUCAGAUCUUGUUAGGAAUUUAAAAUUGAAUGGUAUUAUCAGAAGUGACUCUGUUCAGAAUGCUAUGUUAUCUGUGGACAGGGGUAAUUAUUCCAAAAAUAAUCCCUACAUGGAUGCUCCUCAAUGUAUUGGAUUUGGUGUUACCAUAAGUGCACCGCAUAUGCAUGCUCAUGCCUUAGAACUUUUGAAAGAUAGAUUGGAAAUGGGCACAAGAGCUUUGGAUGUUGGAUCAGGAAGUGGGUAUUUGACAGCCUGUAUGUCUGUUAUAUUAGGCAAAAAAGG